AUGGUUUCUGACGCCGAAAUCGUUCGUAGACUACGUGAGAUCUUGAACGAGGCGGACCUUGACGUUACUACAGAAAAGAGCAUACGCAUGCAAUUAGAAGAAGAGUAUAACAUCGACUUAUCGGAACGGAAAAAGUUCAUUCGACAGGAAGUUCAAACAUAUUUGAACGAGAGACCUGCAUAUGAAGAGGACGCUGGUCAUGAAGAGGAGCCGCCGCACCAUGAAGAACCUCAGAAGCCUUCUAGAAAGCGGAAGGCUGCGAAGGUCACAAAGGAUGGAAAGGAGCCGAAGAAGCGCACUGGUGGUGGUUUGAUGAAAGUAUGCGGCCUUUCCGAUGAGUUGGCGGCACUUUUAGGAGCUAAAGAAAUGCCAAGAACAGACGUGGUCAAGGGUAUCUGGAAUUACAUCAGAGCACACGAUCUUCAAGAUCCGUCAAAUAAAAGAGUCAUCCGGUGCGAUGGUCCUUUAGGCCAUUUGUUGGGAACAGAGGUCACUGAUAUGUUUCAGUUGAACAAGUUGCUGACAAGUCACAUAAAGUCGCUUCCUGGUCCAAAUGGAGAAAUGCCUCAACCAAAGAAGCCCAAAGCUGAACCAGGUGCAGGGGGGUCCAGGGGAGCUUUCGCGCAGCCACUUCCCAUGUCACCGCAGUUGAUUAAAUUUCUGAAUUGUGAAGAGACAGAGCUGCCAAGAUCGGAGGUUGUCAAACGGGUCUGGGCGUAUAUAAAGGAGCACGACCUUCAGGAUCCGUCAAACAAGAGAAAUAUUCUGUGUGAUGAGCCAAUGAAAGAGAUGUUUGGAGUGGACAACUUCGUUGGUUUCUUGAUGACAAAGCUCUUGUCUCCUCACUUCAUCAAGACAACUCCUGGAUCCCAGAACCCACUUGCAGUGCACUCUCCUGAAGAUUCUGGUGAUAGAGGAGAUGCUUACUGA
Closterium sp. NIES-65 is the source of this 930-nucleotide messenger RNA. The record is from the annotation of a GenBank genome assembly. NCBI's taxonomy places the organism in Eukaryota, Viridiplantae, Streptophyta, Zygnematophyceae, Desmidiales, Closteriaceae.